Messenger RNA from Geodia barretti, 2298 nucleotides. The record is from the annotation of a GenBank genome assembly. Lineage: Eukaryota; Metazoa; Porifera; Demospongiae; Tetractinellida; Geodiidae.
AUGGCGGACAUCAAGGAAUCCUUAGAGCAGCUAACCUACACUGCCGGUCCGUGGAUCGAGGAGACGCGGGUCAAGCUAGCCCAGGGGCAUUACGGCACCGUCUACGCCAUCAAGAUACGCGGCCUGCAGUGUGCUGGGAAGAAAUUCGACGCUAGACUAUUUGAGAAGCCAGCGAGAGAUCAACACGAGGGCGAGGAAUCUACGACGGGGCAAGUGUUUGUCGAGCAGUGUUUGCAGCUUGCGCAAGUUCGCCAUCCGAACGUCGUGCAGUUGUUGGGGGUGCUGUUCGGCAGCAGCAACUCGGGCCCGACGCUCGUUAGCGAAGUUCUCCCACUCAACUUGGCAAAAUGCCUUGAAGACUACCAGCACAUGCCCACCUACGCGAAGAGCUCCAUACUCCUAGACGUGGCCAACGGGUUGCGCUACGUUCACGAGCAGAAGAAGCCGAUGGUGCACGGCCGUCUCUGCCCGGAAAAGAUCCUCCUCACCAUCUCCCUGCAAGCCAAGAUCUGUGGGUUCGUCAAUCCGUCAGGAGUCUCGCUCCCAGAUUCCAGCUACACGGCUCCGGAAGCCGCAGAGCCCGGAGGCGGCUUGCGGACGGUGAAGGGCGACGUCUUCAGCUACGGAAACCUGGUGCUCCACGUCGUCACUCAGCAGUACCCCCAGCCUGCGGCGAAGGAGCGGUUGGAUCCGGCGGAUGCGGGUAGGACACUCACCUGCACCGAGGCCGAGAGACGGGACCAGAGUCUCCGGGAGCUGGGCGAGAGUCAUGCUCUCCUGGGUCUGGUGAAGCGGUGUCUGGAGGACGAUCCCGGGAGUCGACCAACAAUGGCCGAAGUCUUGCAAGAGGUGGAGGGGCACGCUGUAUCCACUCCACCGCCCUACGCCAGCAUCCUGCAGGUGAUGCAGGAGGUUGAGCAGGCAGCACUGCUGAAAGACAACCUCAGCUCUCUCACCCAGACACUCGAGGGGAAGCAAGCCGAGCUCGACGCCAAAGAACUGGAGGUAGACGGUCUCACACAGGAGCUAGAAGUAAAGGAGAAGGCCGCCUUGGCUUGCAAGGAAGAGCUCGAUGGCUACAAGCAGAUGGUGCACAGCAAGGAGCGCAGGAUACAGAUGCACGAUCAGGCCCUGCGAGCCAAGGACUCGCUCAUCAAAGCAAAAGCCAGGGAGAUCACGGCCAAGAACCAGCAACUCUCGGCGAAAGACUCCCAGCUAGCUGCCGCCAACCGACGAAUUGCGACCCUCGAAGGGCGACUAUCAUCGGGCAAAGGUCACAGUCUGCGGUACCCCGUAACCCCACAGCGAUCCCCGUCGCGGUCCCCUGCCUUCACUCGCAGCCAGCAAGUCUCUCCUACGUUCAAGGAGUCCCCGUACAAAUAUUCCCAGUCUGCAGAGGCAGAAGACGUGGCCACGAAAGCUGGCGAAGUCCUCCGACGGAGCACCCCCGGACGAAGGGGAAAGAUGGUUCCAGUAAGCGACGGGUUCUUCUUCCAGAACAAGUUCGAGCCGCCAAAGACAGGCAUCUAUGGCCAGCAACAGGUGGAUCCCAAACUGGCCUCAAUACUUGCGAAACGCCACCAGAGAUACGAGCAGGUUGAGGCUCCCAGAAAUUUGGAGCCCGGCCAGCAGAUGGCAGGCACGGAAUCCAAUUCUAAUCAGGUCCAAUUAAGAAAACAGGUGGAGACUCGACAGUACAGGAGUGCAUCUGCCACUGGGAUGUCGCCAGAGUUACAUAAACUGAUGAACAAACGACGAAGUCAGAUCGACAUUGAGCCCACCGAGGGUGCCCCCACUGUACAAGUGAAGCAAGCACCACCUCCUACAGCACCUCGCAGACGACAAGAAGCCGAAGACAGCAACUCUCCACCCUCGGUGGAGCAGCCAGCAGAGACACAGACCAGUUCCCAACAGGAGCAGCAAGCACCCGAGACACAUGUUGAGACUGUCCAGUCAUCAACAGACGAAGAGAAAGGGGUCAACCAUGCGACGGAGACAUACAAAGAAAAAGAGGUCCAAUCUGCGACAGAAACACGAGAAGAAAAAGAGGAGUCCUCCUCGCCUGUCGCACCAGGGGAGACAAACCCACCGUCGGCUCAGGCAGAGCAGCACGAAACAGAGGAACCGGUUCCCAACUCGCAGCAAGAGGAGGAGGUGACCUCCGUGCCAGCCGAACAGGAAGACCCGGUCACCUUCUACUGGCGGCAACGAGACAGAAGUGUAGUAUGUACACAUAGUGUAGUAGCCGUUUUGCAUCACCAAUCAGCAGAGCGAACCAUAGUGCAUUGUACGGUGUAA